UGUAAAAUGUCCUACGUGUUCGUGAGCGACUCUCUUCAGGCCACGGUGCCGCUGCUGCAGGCCUGUGUGGACGGGGAUCUGGCUCUCAGCAAGCGGCUCCUGGAGUCCGGGGUCGACCCGAACACACGGGACUGCCGGGGCCGGACCGGGCUUCACCUCGCCGCGGCCCGGGGGAACGUGGAGAUCUGCUGUUUACUGCACAAGUUCGGUGCGGAUCUGCUGGCCACCGACUCGCAGGGCAACACGGCACUGCACAUGUGUGGGCAUGUGGACACCAUCCAGUUCCUCGUGUCCAACGGACUCAAGAUUGACAUCUGUAAUCACAACGGAGCGACUCCGCUGGUUCUGGCCAAGAGGCGCGGCGUGAACAAGGACUCGCUCCGCCUGCUGGAGGGCCUGGAGGAGCAGGAGGUGAAGGGCUUCAACCGCAGCUCGCACGCCAGCCUGGAGAAGAUGCACAUGGCGGACAGUGAGAGUGCCAUGGAGAGCCACUCUCUGCUGAACCCGCACCUGCACUACAGCGACGGCGUGUUGUCCAGCUUUCGCACCACAUGGCAGGAGUUCGUGGAGGAUCUGGGCUUCUGGCGCGUGCUUCUCCUGCUGCUCGUCAUCGCUCUGCUCUCGCUCGGCAUCGCGUAUUACGUCAGCGGAGUCUUACCCUUCGCAUCCAACCAGCUGGAGCUCGUGCACUGAAGCCUCGUCAAAACAAUCAUUCCUAAAAUCGCUCAUUAGCUGAUGAGUGUUCCUACAGGAGCUGAUUGUGUAUAACCACGCUUCAAACUGCAACCAUACAUUCUCUCUGUGGCUACAUUUUUUUUGUGUGUAUAUUAAUGUAAAUAGACCUUAUCAUGUGCUAA
Rhinichthys klamathensis goyatoka is the source of this 857-nucleotide messenger RNA. It is a transcript of the gene ankrd46a, whose product is annotated as ankyrin repeat domain 46a. Gene Ontology annotation, molecular function: protein binding. The transcript has 3 exons. NCBI's taxonomy places the organism in Eukaryota, Metazoa, Chordata, Actinopteri, Cypriniformes, Leuciscidae. The record is from RefSeq and is a predicted model, not a curated record. Bases 7 to 693 code for a protein of 228 amino acids.